ACACUCCUCACUUCUCCAGCCAGCUUCUGUCUCUUAUAAACACUAGCCCCACCACAUUCAUCAUCCACUUCACUCCCACCCAACAGCUAUCGCACUAUCCCACUGCAGACGUCCUCCCAUGAACCCUUUCUCUUCUCAUUCCCAUCCCGACUCCUGCUGCUUCGACUUUGCCGAGCCGCCAUCUGACGGAAGGAGUGCCACGGCACUUGGGAACUUCUCCGACAAGGAGGUACUCCUCGCUUCCCACCACCCGAAGAAGCGCGCUGGAAGGAAGAAGUUCCGGGAGACCCGCCACCCUGUGUACCGGGGGGUGCGGCUGCGUGACUCUGGCAAGUGGGUCUGCGAGGUCCGCGAGCCCAGAAAGAAGUCGAGGAUCUGGCUCGGCACCUUCCCUACUGUGGAGAUGGCAGCGAGGGCGCACGACGUGGCGGCGCUCGCGCUGAGGGGCCGGUCUGCCUGCCUCAACUUCGCAGACUCCGCAUGGCGGCUGCCCGUGCCGGCGUCAGCGGACACCAAGGAAAUACAGAAGGCAGCGGCCAGGGCUGCGGAGGCAUUCCAGCCGGUGGAAUCCGAGGACGUGAUGUCGGGGGACGAGAAGAAGUUGCGUUCGGAAGAGGGAGUGUUGUACGACGAGGAGGACAUCUUCGGGACGCCGGGCUUGCUCGCCGAUAUGGCGGAGGGAUGCUCUUGUCUCCACCAAAAUGGGGCGGAGAUAUAUAUGGUGGAGAGGACGAGGGAAAUUUGGACGCAUACACGUCAUUAUGGAGCUAUUCCAUCUGACCAUUUCUCAAUAUCACUUGUAGUUUUUGCUGUUAGGGACGACUUUAACGCCGUAUUUAGAAGUUUCUUAAUAGAGUGCAAAUGAAAGGUAAAUGGUACGAAGCCAUUUUUUUGGUGUGCCAUUCAACAAAAAGCAUAUCGAUGAUGAUGUUGGUCCACCGAU
Eucalyptus grandis is the source of this 943-nucleotide messenger RNA. RefSeq names its product dehydration-responsive element-binding protein 1D. The record is from RefSeq and is a predicted model, not a curated record. Gene Ontology annotation, molecular function: DNA binding; DNA-binding transcription factor activity. Lineage: Eukaryota; Viridiplantae; Streptophyta; Magnoliopsida; Myrtales; Myrtaceae. The transcript has a single exon. Gene Ontology annotation, biological process: regulation of DNA-templated transcription. The coding region runs from base 119 to 865 and encodes 248 amino acids.